UUAUAUUAGUUGAAUAAAACAUCAUACUGAUGGAUGUAUUCCACUGUGACCGGUCAGUGACAUAACGCAAUACUGUUUUGUUUACAUCGUGUGCAGCGAAAACAGGAACACAAAAACCAACACCGCACACCAUGUGGGGAGCGAUGUUUACCCGGUUACGGUCCGCAUGCACCGCCACCACAGUGUCGUUCGCCCGUUCCAGCGAGCUGGUGGCACGGCUCGGGCCGACUUCACACUUCCACUCAUUAACGCAACCGGCCAAGCCUUCCCCACUCACCAACCAAUGCUCCCGGGAAGCGUUGGUCAACCCGGGCCAGCUGCUACUGACACCGCUACCGCCACUGCUCAACCUGGUGAGCGGGUUCAAGGUGAAGGGCCGGCUAAAGCGACGUUGCAAGGACUGCUACUUCGUGAUGCGGCAGGAGCGGCUGUACGUGAUUUGUAAAACGCAUCCGCGCCACAAGCAGAUGUCGAUGAAAAAGCAUGACCACAACACGUGGAUCCUGACGGACGCUACGCAGGGCAAAGCGAGGGCAUGGUAGCAAUCUGCGGGGCAGUCUUAAUAAAAGUUAAUAGUAGGAGUGUGUACGCGAAAUAAACCAUCAUUAAAAUGCAUAUAAGACAAA
Messenger RNA from Anopheles coluzzii, 626 nucleotides. RefSeq names its product 39S ribosomal protein L36, mitochondrial (gene mRpL36). Gene Ontology annotation, cellular component: mitochondrial large ribosomal subunit; ribosome. Bases 132 to 542 code for a protein of 136 amino acids. Lineage: Eukaryota; Metazoa; Arthropoda; Insecta; Diptera; Culicidae. Gene Ontology annotation, biological process: translation; ribosome biogenesis. Gene Ontology annotation, molecular function: structural constituent of ribosome. The transcript has 2 exons. The record is from RefSeq and is a predicted model, not a curated record.